GAGAGAGAGAGAGAGCAGAAGACACUAGAGCAGAAACAGUUCGACAGUUCAGUAGAGAGCUGUUUGUGAACAAUGACUGAGGCCGAGCUGUACUCGCUGUAUAAAGGUGUGUUUGUUCCCUCAGGUGUUCACCCUCCUCACAGCCUCAAGUACUACGAGGACUUCACCUUCCGCCCCGAUGAUAUUAUCAUUGUGACGUAUCCAAAGUCAGGUACGACCUGGAUGCAGGAGAUCGUCCCUCUCAUCGUGAGCGGAGGAGAUCCGGCUUCUGUUGAGAGUCUUCAUAACUGGGACCGUGUUCCCUGGUUGGAGGAGAGUCGGGCCUGCAUCCUGAAUCUGGAGAACAGGCCGUCUCCUCGCAUGUUAACUACUCACUUCCACUACAACAUGAUGCCUCCAGGCUUCUUCCAAGUCAAGCCAAAGGUCAUCUACGUCAUGAGGAACCCCAGAGAUGUGUUUACAUCUUCCUUUCAUUAUUAUGGGAUGUCCUCCUUCCUGGUGGACCCAGGCCCACAGAGCGACUUCCUCCACAAGUUCCUGGACGGAAAAGUCAUGUUUGGCUCGUGGUUCGAUCAUGUGAAGGGUUGGCUGAACGCUGAGGAUAAAGACAGAAUCAUGUACAUCUGCUAUGAAGAGAUGAUCGUGGACCUGAAGGACUCUGUGUCCAGACUCGCUCAGUUCCUGGAGAAACCUCUGGACUCUGAGGUGAUAGAGAAGAUAGCAGAGCGCUGUUUGUUCAAGAACAUGAAGCAGAACAACAUGUCAAACUACUCUGCUGUUCCUCCCGGAUUCAUGGACCAGACCAAGUCUGAGUUCCUCAGGAAAGGAAUCGCUGGAGAUUGGAAAAACCAGCUGACAGCGUCAGAGGCGGAGCACUUUGAUACAGUCUACAAAGACAAAAUGAAGGAUGUCAAGUUUAAAUUUGUCUGGGAUUAAAAUAAACUUAAUGAACGUAUGUAAUGAAAGUCAUUCACCAUGAUGGAAAGGAAAGGAGAAAUGCCGUCCCACAAUUCCUUGCUGCAACAACAUUUAAAACUGUUUUUACUUGUAUAUUCCUUUCAUGUUAUCUUAUCUCAACAUUUCAAUCCCAAAAAAAUCCAAAAGGUUUUUGUGAUUAGUAAAGUAUUCAUUGUCCAUGUGUUAUAAAUAAAGUUGAUUUAAAAAAAUCAUA
Molecule: messenger RNA, 1171 nt
Organism: Seriola aureovittata
Lineage: Eukaryota; Metazoa; Chordata; Actinopteri; Carangiformes; Carangidae
Product: sulfotransferase 2B1-like
Exons: 6
Coding region: 73-936 (287 amino acids)
Biological process (GO): sulfation
Cellular component (GO): cytoplasm
Molecular function (GO): sulfotransferase activity
Source: RefSeq, a predicted model, not a curated record